Myotis brandtii (Brandt's bat) is the source of this 4588-nucleotide messenger RNA. Its product is annotated as solute carrier family 35 member E2-like. NCBI's taxonomy places the organism in Eukaryota, Metazoa, Chordata, Mammalia, Chiroptera, Vespertilionidae. The record is from RefSeq and is a predicted model, not a curated record. The transcript has 12 exons. Bases 1 to 1872 code for a protein of 623 amino acids. Gene Ontology annotation, cellular component: Golgi apparatus. Gene Ontology annotation, molecular function: antiporter activity.
AUGGCGGUGGUCGUUUGUUCUAGAACAGGGAGCCUUCGCCUCGGGCCACUGGCCCUCGCAACGGAGGGAGGGGUUUGGGAAAUUCGCUGGGAAAAAGUUGGCCGGCUCCCGCUGAACUUCCCUUCCACGGUGAGCGUGCCAGGAUGGGACCGCAGCACGAGGCGCUGUCUCCGGGGCGGGAAUCGUUUCUCCCUGAAAGAAACGCGAGUCACACGGGCUGAGAAAGAACUGGCGGUGGGAACACAUGAGCAGGAGCCGGGAGGCAGCCGUGACCACGGCCAGGACCUGGAUGUUCUGAGCCCUCGCUGUGCCUCCGGAGGCACUUGGACGAAAAACGGGAACGUGCGGCCUCGGGUGCCUGUCCCCUCGGCUGCCCGGGGCCAGAGGCAGAGGCAGGUGGGGUCUGACGUCCUGCUCCGGCCCAGCAGGUGGGCUGUUUGUGGGGUUCCAGUGUCAUGGAAAGAGUGUGACUGGGGGGUGAGGGCCGUCCUGGGCUCGCUGGGCCCUGAGCUGGUCGCGGGGGGAUGGGAAUGUUGGUCCAGGUCCGGCCGGUCCGGUGUGACUGGGCCCCGCGGGAACCCGAUGGCGCCCGGACGUGGAGGAGGGACAUGCAGCCCCAUGGCUGUGGGCCCUGGUCAGGGAGGCGCUCACUGUGAGGUCGGCUCUGGCCGCCCACAGCUUCUCGGAGUGGGGCGCACGGGGAGUGGGGCGCGGACUGGUCAGAUCUGCCGGAAGUGCGGCCACCCGCCCUCUGCCUGCCUCCCCCGAAGUGAGAAGAUCGUCUUUGCCAGGAGCGAGGGCACCGAGGAGAGCGUGCUGGCCGUCACCAUCACCGAGACCACGGUCAUCGAGGCGGACCUGGGCGUGUGGAGCUCGCGGGCGCUGCUCUACCUCACGCUCUGGUUCUUCCUCAGCUUCUGCACCCUCUUCCUCAACAAGUACAUCCUCUCCCUGCUGGAGGGCGAGCCCAGCAUGCUGGGCGCAGUGCAGAUGCUGUCCACCACGUGCAUCGGCUGCCUGAAGAUUUUCGUCCCCUGCUGCCUGUACCAGCACAAAGUCCGGCUCGCCUACCCGCCCAACUUCAUCAUGACCAUGCUCUUCGUGGGCCUCAUGAGGUUCGCCACCGUGGUGUUGGGCCUGGUCAGCCUGAAGAACGUGGCCGUGUCGUUUGCCGAGACGGUGAAGAGCUCCGCCCCCAUCUUCACUGUGAUCAUGUCCCGGAUGAUCCUGGGGGAGUACACGGGGUUGCUGGUCAACCUCUCCCUCAUCCCUGUCAUGGGAGGCCUGGCGCUGUGCACAGCCACCGAGAUGAGCUUCAACAUCCUGGGGUUCUCAGCCGCGCUGUCCACCAACAUCAUGGACUGUUUGCAGAAUGUUUUUUCCAAAAAGCUCCUCAGCGGGGACAAGUACAGGUUCUCGGCGGCCGAGUUGCAGUUCUACACCAGCGCCGCCGCCGUGGCCAUGCUGGUCCCCGCCUGGGUCUUCUUCAUGGACCUGCCGGUGGUCGGGAGGAGCGGGAGGAGCUUCAGCUACACGCAGGACGUGGUGCUGCUGCUGCUGAUGGACGGCGUCCUGUUCCACCUGCAGAGCGUCACGGCCUACGCCCUCAUGGGCAGGAUCUCCCCCGUGACCUUCAGUGUCGCCAGCACCGUGAAGCACGCCCUGUCCAUCUGGCUCAGUAUUAUCAUUUUCGGCAACAAAAUCACCAGCCUGUCGGCCGUGGGCACCGUCCUGGUGAUGGCGGGCGUCCUGCUCUACAACAAGGCCAGGCAGCACCAGCGGGAGGCCAUGCAGAGCCUGGCCUCAGCCAGCUGCACGCCGGAGGACGGCACGGAGCCGCUGGUGCCCAAGGAUCCCAGGCCGCACCACUGAGUGCCAGGGCCUCGAGGCGCAAAUGGCUGCCCUCCUGCCAAUGCGGUCCCCUGCCCUCGCUGCCUAACCCCCUGGUCAGCUGGGGUAGGAAAGUGCAUGUGCGGCCAUUCCCGCCCCUUUCUGGGGUUUCAGUCAAAACCAGCGGGAAUGUGAAUGGGGACCCCCGACAUUGGCUCCCUGGGGGCUGACCAGAGCCAGCUGCCGCUGAGCCAUCACCAGGGGAUGUGAAACUGCCUCCCGCGGCCCCCGUGCCAGACGCGGAGGCCUGGGACCCGCCGGCCUCUGCGCGGCCCUCGCUGGGCACGCAGGUCUCACUGCAGUAGGCCCGGCCCUGAUUCCUCUGUGGGCGACACCCCACAGAGGGGGCAACUGUGAAGCCAGAGCUGGGUCCCGGUGCCACUGUGACCGCUCCCUGCUUGGUGCUGAUGGAGAGAUCUCAGCCCACGCCAGCCAGCCUUCGAGGCUCCUCCUUCACGCCUUUGACCAGCGUUACUGAGCCCUGGGGCUUGUCAGAAGCCGCCCUCCUGGGUGAGCAGGGCUGGCCCCGCCCAGGAGCCUGCCUGCAGGGACAUAAGGCCCUCCUUCCGGUCGCGUCUCCCUCCUGCUGUUCAGGCCCCUGGUUUCCCGAUGGUUUCUCAUUGGAAAUAUGAACAGAGCCUCUUGGGGAGACCAGGCCUCUUGGAAACAGAGCAAUAAUCACGUCUCAUGAAGUCCUGCCGACUUGAAAACGUUGGCCGUGUGGUGAAGUCAACGAGGCCUUUUAAACUACACAGCCUUUCCACGGAGCUGACCGCGUCCGCAGGACAGGCAGGUGUGGCCGCCUGCUUGGCACGCUCCCUCACUGGACGCUUCUGCGACCUCCCCAGGAUUCUGUCCCCUUUCCUCCUUUUCUUCUUCCCUGAAAACCUCGGCUAAGGAGGACCCCCUGCCGGUGGCCGGGGAGAGCUGUCGAGUUGAUCUGUGAGGACCAGCGUGAAAGCACUGCUGCCCCGGCCCCAGCCCCUGACGGUGGGACGUGAACAGAGAAGGGCCACCUGUGGCCGCCCGGGCAGGACGGUCGCCUGGACCUUCCCGCAGACUCUGUCAUCCGUAGUCGGAGCCAUGGCCGCAGUCUCCGCGUCUUGUCAGAGAUUCCGGUCCCGAGGCCCAUGACGUGCCCCACCCUCCACUCUCUCCAGUGGCUUCAGCCGGUUUUGAUUUUCUGAAUUUUGGGCCACAAACAAGAUGAAGAUUACUAGUAUGUGAGGCAACUUCCUGCAAAGCUGCUUUGGAGACUUCUGGUCGGGGCUGUGGCUGGCAUUCCUCCCAUUAGUCUCGUCUCCACCUCUAAGUCUCCAUUCCGGGUCGUUGCCAGGAGUCACAGCCACAGCCUCGCUCGGCCUUUUGUUUGACGACUGUGCAGACAUGAUGCGUCUUUAAUGAACUGUCUCGUUUUUAUAGUAUGUUGUCCUCGCUGAACGGUCUCAGGUGUGUGCACCAGCGAUGACUGGGAGUCGUCAUCCAUCGGUCACGCCUGUGUCUGUGGUUGUCCGUGCCUUUGUAAACACACACUGGAACCAGUGAUACCGAGACGCGUCCAGAUCUCUGGCUUUCAGAACACCCGCUACUGAACGGAUACAGAGCCUCUUGUUUUUCAGUCCCAGUAUCGUCACUUCUGCAGUGUGCGUGUCGUCUGCCUUAGAAAGCUGAGGACAUCCUUGCACAACCCAAAAUGUGUCUUUAAUUUGAGAAAGAAUAAACAUGAUGAACAGGAAACAGGAAAAAAUGUGCUGCUCAAAGAAUGUCACCACUUGGAGCUGUGCUUGUGGCCCGCGCACGACACGCUUCUCCCCAAACCAGUGGUUUUUGCUUCCUGCUGAGUCUCCUGUGGAUGGUCGGUCACUCAGACGGGCCAGGGGGUGACGGACACGGAGCCUGGCCUUACGUCUGCCCCGGUGACACGCUUCCUCAGGCCUGACGGUGUUCUCACCGUUUCCCUGGGCCGGAAACAUGAAGGUCAUUCCAGAUGGAAACCCUCUCGGCCUUGGCCCAACGUCGUGUUGAGGACUUUCUUUCCCAAAACAUGAACCUGCCCUGGUGGGGCCUCUCGUCUUCUUAGAAGCCCCAGCGUCCCGGGGAGUCCGUUUCUUUCUGUUCUGGCUGAGGAGCCGAGAGCAGUCGGGUCAGCUGCUCGCCUGGCAGCCGGAACAUAAAACCUUCAACCCGCUGGCUCUGGUUCUGAGUGAUGGCCCCGGGACCCAUGCCCAGAUGUCCAAAUUGGGUUACAGACUGUUCUAACUGGCAAAGUCUUAUGUGUGUCUGGGCUUGGUCCCCACCCCCCACCGGCUGCCCCUCGAGGACCUGCUGUCUGAGUUGAGUCUGAACCUGCCGGGUGUUGUGGGCUCCAGCUGGGAGGGCUGGUCAGGGUUUCCCACACCGGGAAACGAGAAUUAACGAAAAUAACCCUCGACAUCAGAGCCAAGCCAUCUUUGUUUUCUGCCAAAUGCAGCUGUGGAGAAGCCCAAGCCCAGGCUGUCCAGUGCUUUGUAUUUCGCCUGUUUGGGUAUUUACGGGACCAAACAGAACAUGGUGGUUAAGUAGUCGAGUCACUGUCCCUCCACCUGUGGUAACGUGUUCACCCUGUGGUGCCCUUGUCCUCUGUCCACAUGAAGCUGCCACCGCAGCCACAUCUGACUCUCGUUCUAAAAAGUAAAAUAAAAGCCCCGCGUGUGCUCGC